Molecule: messenger RNA, 2223 nt
Organism: Bemisia tabaci
Lineage: Eukaryota; Metazoa; Arthropoda; Insecta; Hemiptera; Aleyrodidae
Product: vesicular glutamate transporter 1
Biological process (GO): transmembrane transport; monoatomic anion transport
Cellular component (GO): membrane
Molecular function (GO): transmembrane transporter activity
Source: RefSeq, a predicted model, not a curated record
UCAUGUCUCCAAACAAGUCUUUUAACUUAACAAGUUCAAAAUUGACUUUUGACUUUAAAACUUUUUAAUCCAAGUUCCGAUUUUUACUCAUAGUACACAUUUCUCCCCUCUCUAUUUUGUGAUGAAUGAUACUUAAUUGAUUUGUGAUGCUUCUGAAUGGCUGUCUUGGGGUUUGAGUCCUCAGGAAAGUAACUUUUGUGUCGACAUGGCAAUAGCUGGUGGUGGAAAAUCCAUUUAUCUUGAGGCGCUGGUACAGUAAUUGGACUCAUCCUUUGAUUAGUUCUGGCUAUCCAUACCCUUAGAUUUUAAGUUACAAUACUCAUCACAGCUCUACUGUCAUCUCAAGUUCAAGAAUGCCAGCACUAAGGGACAUGCAUAUCUCUCCCUCAUUUGGGAAUGUCCCUGCUUUGUCUCAAACUUACACUGGGUGUUGCCCUCGACGCUAUGUGGUAGCUUUUCUAAGUUUCUUGGGAUUCGCUAAUAUUUAUACUCUCAGAGCCAAUCUCAGUGUUGCAAUCAUAGCCAUGACUAACAAUCACACUAGAAUAGUCGGAAAUAAAACGGUAGUAUCUCCUCCUGAAUUCAAUUGGAACAUUGAAACACAAGGAAUUGUCCUGAGUUCAUUUUUCUGGGGAUAUAUUGCAACUCAAUUGCCCGGGGGCUACAUAGCUGUCAAAUUUGGUGGCAAAAGAUUGCUGGGUACAGGUGUUGCUGUUACAGCCCUACUCACUAUUUUCACUCCGUAUUUUGUCAGAAAAAAUUUCUAUUUUUUGAUUGCUGCACGCAUCAUUGAAGGUAUUUUUGAGGGAGUCUCAUAUCCAGCCACGCAUGGACUGUGGAGUCGCUGGGCUCCGCCUGCAGAGCGAUCGCGCCUGGUCUCAAUAUCAUUUUCUGGCAGUUAUUUUGGAACAGUUAUUGUCAUGCCUUUGUCUGGUUUCUUAUCUGAGUAUUUUGACUGGCCAUCCAUCUUUUACACUUUUGGAAUAGCUGCUCUCAUUUGGUGUUUAAUUUGGUUUGCCUGGGUGUUUGAAACCCCAAGUGAAGACCUUUUCAUAUCAGAUUUGGAGCUGAAUUAUAUCCAAGACUCCAUUGGAAAUCAAGGACAUAGGGCGGGCAGUAUGCCAUGGAAAAAGAUUCUUACCUCAGCCCCAGUCUGGGCUAUAGUGGCCGCUCAUUACACAGAAAAUUGGGGCUUCUAUACAAUGCUUACCGAGCUUCCGUCCUACAUGGAAGAUAGAUUCAGUUUUAGUUUGAAGAGUGCAACAAUACUAGAAGCACUACCAUACCUUGUGGCAGGAACAAUUGUCCAAAUCGGCGGUUUUGUUGCAGAUUGGUUGAGGGGUACAGGAUUGAUGACCACAACAACAGUACGAAAAUCAUUUAUCGUAUGGGGUUUCCUUGGCCAGGCCUGUUUUCUUACAAGUGCAGCGCAUUCAGACAACCCAAUCUCAUUCAUCGCCAGAAUAAGUUGUGGUGUUGCGUGUGCCAAGAUAGCUUGGACAGGAAUUGGAGUGAAUCAUCUGGACAUAGCUCCACCCUAUGCUGGUGUGCUCAUGGGUAUCUCUAACACAAUAGGAACUCUUGCUGGAAUUAUCACGCCUUCUCUCUCAGGAUAUCUUGUCCACAGUGAUCAUUCAAUAAUGGGGUGGCGUAAAGUAUUUUACAUCUCUGCUGGAACACAUGUUGUGGGUGCUGUCAUUUAUUACUGCCUGGGCUCAGGAAAAAUUCAGCCGUGGGCAAUAGAGGAGCCGUGCAUAGAGGAUGUUGAUGAAGAGGACGCAUAUGUAAACAACGACGAAUCUACUCACUUAGUCCAAACAGAGAUACGAUAAGUGUCUGUUAGUGACAUUCUUAUUUCUCAAUCUUUGAAUUUAAUUUCAUUACUCAUUUGAACCAAAUGUUUUUUGGAAAGGUUUUUUCUUUAAUAGUUAGUCAUACUGCAUUUAUGGAGCACUAACCAAGUAUCCAAUUUUUUUUUCUACCGAACUUUGGUUAAAAAUCUGUAAAUAAAGUUUAAUUUUUGAAUAUCUCCAAAAGGACUCAGAAUUGUCAAAAUGUGCUGCCCUCUGCCUUGUCUUGCUCAGCCUCCAAAAAUGACAAACAUGUUCCCUUGAUAGUUUUAUUAAAAAAGUCUUGAAGUUGGCUGUGUGUAUUCUGCAUGAAGUAAACAUAAGUUUAAAUACAAUUUUUGAAGGACGGUGUUGCUGUCUUCUCACCAGUAAA